AGACGCUGAUUUUGAAGACCUAAAUUUUAGCUUAGUAAACACGGUAUCGUUGCUAUGGACACCGCCAAAGUAGAAGAACCGCAGGAAACGAAGAAGACGACUCUUACAGCUCAAACUCCAUUAUCUAUGUCGAUUUCAUCACUUCCAGAUGAAAUCGUUUUAAGUUUCUUAGCCCGGAUCUCUAAAUCUUACUACCGUUCCCUCUCUUUAGUCUCCAAGAGCUUUUACGCUCUUCUCUCUUCUACAGAGAUCUACGCGGCCCAAUCCCACAUCGGAGCCACAGAGCCUCGCCUCUACGUGUGCCUGUGGUUACUCAACAAGCAUCGCUGGUUCACUCUCGCCGAGAUUGAGGGUGAACUAAGUCUAGUACCGGUAAGGCUCUCUUCCUCGUUUCCUUUUACUCGAUUAAACUCAACCACUGUAGCUGCUGGUUCCGAAAUCUACAAAAUCGGCGGAACUGUCAAGGGAAAGCCAUCCAGAGCCGUUUUUGUACUGAAUUGUCAGACUCACAGGUGGCGUCAUGCUCCUAAGAUGAAGGUGUCAAGGGUACACGCAAAGUCUUGUUUUUUAGACGGGAAGAUAUAUGUAAUGGGAGGAUGCAGAAAGAGUGAGGAAGAAUCCAUGAAUUGGGGUGAGGUUUUCGACCUAAAGACUCGAACUUGGAAGCCGUUGCCUAGCCCUAGUGAUGGUGCCGUCGAUUCGAAUCACAAAGUAGCAGUUUUUGGAGAAAGGCUAUACGUAAUCACCAAGCAUAAAAAAUAUGCAUAUGAUCCGAAAGAAGGAAGAUGGCUAGCAGAGGUGGGGUUUGUGGAUCUAGAACCUAUAACUGGAACUCGGUCCGGUGGCAUAGAAAAAGUUAUGCAACCUAUAACUGGACCUUGGUGCGUUAUAGGAAAUGUAAUGUUUACUGAGGAGUACAAUAAGUACAAGUGGUUUUGCUCAAGGCGUGGAGUGUGGCUAAGAGUUGAAGGUUUGAAUGAUCUUGAAGGUUUGAAUGAUCUAUACGAAAAGCGUGGUUUUCAUUAUUACCGUACGAUUAAGUUAGUUAACUAUGGUGGGAAACUGUUAAUUAUAUGGCACAACUGGAUUCACAGUGAAGAGAGGACAAUUUGGUGUGCGGUGAUUCGGUUGGAGGAGCGUAUGUUACCCCAUUUUGGACCCUGGAUCUGCGGGGAGGUUGAGAGCUGUAAUGUUGUUGUGCCUAGCGUCCCCAAGUCUUAUAAGCUCUCAAGCUGCCAAUGUGUUUUUGUCUGAAACUCAUCUUUGUUUUCAACAUAUUAUUUGGGGUUUUGUUUCUCAUAGGAUGCAAUCAUGCGAUUGGUCACUGUAGGUUUUUUUUUUU
Messenger RNA from Arabidopsis lyrata subsp. lyrata, 1342 nucleotides. RefSeq names its product putative F-box/kelch-repeat protein At4g35120. The record is from RefSeq and is a predicted model, not a curated record. The transcript has a single exon. The coding region runs from base 55 to 1254 and encodes 399 amino acids. Gene Ontology annotation, molecular function: protein binding. Lineage: Eukaryota; Viridiplantae; Streptophyta; Magnoliopsida; Brassicales; Brassicaceae.